CUGGGCCUCACCUGCGAUGCGAUGCUGAGCGAUACUGUGUAUUGGCUUCCUCUGGUCACGUCUAGCUAAACAAGUUGAAAUUUUCCUUGGGAGGGAGUCUGUAUAGAGUAUACCUUUGGAAAGUAACCCCAGAGCCAACACCAUCACUCAGUGGAUCGGUCAUCCAGGUAACGACGAGGUAGGAGAGGAACACCGGAGUCGGGUGGGGGUGGGCUCGGGGCAAGGGGAGCAGGGCUGGCAUGGGAGUGGGCCCGUGAAAUGCUUUGUUUCAACUGAACAGAAUAUAUGCUGAACCCCAAAGUCAUUAAAAGGGGAAGUGCCAAAGGAGAUCUAGCUGGGAAGCGGGAGGCCAGAAAUCUGGGAGAGCUGGAGCCACAGCACUCUGCUGAGGAAAAGAGAUCGGGCAUUCGAGGCAGCCUCAAGGGAGGCUGCGUCCACCUGUCUGUGCUAGGAGCUUUGCCAAGGGCGAACACAAGUGUCCCCAACGUGGGAGAGUUUCUACAGGGAACAAAUGGGAACUAGGGACAAUCCCAUCGUGAUCUGGAGAGGGACGAGAUCUGGGGACAAGCAGAGCUCAACAGGAGACCCUCAAGCAGGGUGGAGGCAGUAGCCGUUCACAGACGGCGCUGGCGCUGUGGGUAACAGUGUGUCUGAGGCGCUGUGGGUGACGCCGAGCUUGAGGAACAAGAGGGACGCGCUCACCCUGCCGAGCUCAGCCCUGCUCUGGGAACACUGGAUCCAGGGGCGAGAAAAAAGGACUCUCUGUUCAGGCCCGUCUGAGCAGGACCACCUAACCAACAGAAGCAGGUGGAAGAGACCAAAGCAGGAAGUGGGGGGGGGCUGCCAACCGAGACCAGGCCAGCUAGACCGCUAAGGACUGCCGUCUUCUGAGAGCUACAGUCCCCCAAGGGCCCAUCUGACUGGGAUGGACGUGGUGGUAGUCAAGCCAGGACUAACCAGGGCCUGGCCCUUGAGCUAAGCUGAGAGGCCAACAACAGGUCUCCCCCGUCCUCAGGGAGUGGGAGUGGACCUAGAAUCAUGGCUUCUCUAUCCAUCCAGCGCCUGGCCCCGGGAAACAGUGUGCCUGGCUGUAGCCAGGAGCCUUUCUGGAGAACUCAAACCAUGCUUCUGUAUACUCGUAGAAAAGAGAGAAGCUGGGGGCCUGUACCCGUCCCUCCCCCACACUUGGCCAGGGUUCCCUCUCCAGACCAGCUCGGAGCCACCUUUGUGACAUCACAUGACAGAUAAGGAGGGCGAUGACCCGGGCACCCGGUUGCCCCACUACGCAAUUCUAGAAUUCCGCGAACAGUAUAUAUUGGGCAUCCUGUCUUGGCUGGAGGCAUUUCUGACUCGAGAGUCUAGGAAGACGGCCUCAGGGUGAAAAUGCUCUUGAUCUAGACUAGCUCCAUGGCUAGUCAGAGUAACGACGACACAUACCAAGUCAUGCUGGCUCCUCCCGGUGAUGGGGAGUCGGCAGGAGAGGUCCCGUCCAGGUCCUCCCUGCACCUCAAUUUGGAUUCCAGGAAUUUGGAGAGGCAUGAGGAUCCAGCCGUGAGCCGAGAUCCAGGCCCCCAAGACAACCCACAGCCACCGGCCCCAAACCACGGUGCCUACAACGUGGGAGAAAACAUUUUCGGGCUCUCCUUCCCAAGAAGGCUCUGGAGGAUCGUGGAGGACAACACCUUCACGUCCGUGUGCUGGAAUGAAGACGGCGACACUGUGAUCAUCGAUGAAGACCUUUUCCAGAGGGAGAUUCUCCACCGGAGGGGCCCAGAGAGAAUCUUUGAAACUGACAGCUUGAAGGGGUUCAUCCGCCUAAUGAACCUGUACGGGUUCAGCAAAAUACGCCCAAACAACCCUUCGGUUCAUGCCCCAGGGAACAGGAAAACGAUGCUCUACCGCAACUCCCGCUUUCAGCGAGACAGGCCAGGGCUGCUGGAGAAUAUUCAGAGAAAAAGUGACCUGAGAACUGUCACCAGGUGGCCAGGGAGCGGCGCAACACCGUCAAAGAGAAAGAAGCCCGUAGUACCUACAAGACGGUCCCCACGAAUCCAUCACAAGGAAUCCACCAAGGAGGACAAGGCGGCCCCCAAAGAAGGCCCAAAUGUUCCGGGACCCAGUGGCACCGGGUCCUUUACCUUCUCUGGUAUCUGGUCCCUGAGCAGCGCGGCGGGGUGUGACACGGAGAAUCCUGCCUCCAGGGAGCAGGGCGGCCCAUGUGGGGAGGGCACCUCCGGGAAUGACACAGUUGCGCCCCCGGCUACCACCGGAAGGGAGGGCGCGGGGGAGCUGCCCACCGCCCCCGCACUCUACCCAGAUUACGGGUCAGUGAUGUCGCUGUACAACACCUGCUAUUCUAUCCUGCUGGCUGCCCUUUCGGUCAUGUCCCCAGACGAGGUCCCCAGUGAGAACGAGGAGGAGGAGGGCUCCUCAGAUUACAGGUGUGCCCUCUGUGAACAUUUCAAGGACAAUCCAGGUCCCUAAGCUCACAGGCCAC
Enhydra lutris kenyoni (northern sea otter) is the source of this 2497-nucleotide messenger RNA. Its product is annotated as heat shock transcription factor family, X-linked member 4. Gene Ontology annotation, molecular function: sequence-specific DNA binding; DNA-binding transcription factor activity. The coding region runs from base 1408 to 2484 and encodes 358 amino acids. Gene Ontology annotation, biological process: regulation of DNA-templated transcription. The transcript is spliced from 3 exons. The record is from RefSeq and is a predicted model, not a curated record. Lineage: Eukaryota; Metazoa; Chordata; Mammalia; Carnivora; Mustelidae.